Misgurnus anguillicaudatus (oriental weatherfish) is the source of this 2151-nucleotide messenger RNA. RefSeq lists its product as uncharacterized. The record is from RefSeq and is a predicted model, not a curated record. Lineage: Eukaryota; Metazoa; Chordata; Actinopteri; Cypriniformes; Cobitidae. Gene Ontology annotation, biological process: regulation of transcription by RNA polymerase II. Gene Ontology annotation, molecular function: RNA polymerase II cis-regulatory region sequence-specific DNA binding; DNA-binding transcription factor activity, RNA polymerase II-specific.
AUUUGCGCAGAGCCUAAUACGUCACCAAACAGUGGUUUCACAACACGGGAACUCAGACGUCAGUGGUUACGGUCUUUGGUCCAUGUUAGUCUGUCGAAAUACACUUAAAACAAAACCAACAACACUCUAAUCCAUUAUGAAGGUACACGUACCAUGAGAGAAGUGCUUUGGAGCUUUUUAUUAAACGGUUUAAAUCUCUCACGGACCGUCUGAAGACUCAUUUCUAACCCUUUGGAUAACAGAGCAGGCUCUAUUUAAAAAAAAAAAACAAUCAGAAAAUUUCACAAAUGGACUUCCUUGUCACAAAUGUAGCAGAGCUCCUUACUGCUGCAGUACAGGAAGUGUUGCAGCUCAUGGGUCAGGCUGUAUCAGAAUAUCAGAAGGAAACUGCCAGAACACGGCUGGAGAAUCACAAGCUGCAGAUGAAGCUAAAAGAACUUCAAGUGCAGAUGGCACUGGAUUCAGAUGACACUCAUUCAGAGGAGCAUCUUGAGGCGGAAGAUCUCGUUUAUCAUGAAGAAUCAUCAGUGGUAGAGAAAGAGCAGCCUGACAGCUUGAGUGACAGGAUGUCAUUUAUAGAGGAGAAUUCAUCUCCUGUCCAUCUAAAGCUAGUUUUAAAUGAGCUUCCUGUAGAGGAACACUGUCAUACUCCACACAGAACCUGUGCCGUUUCUUUAAAAAAGCAAAGACUUUCACAAUUACAGAGUAGCCCUCUGAGAUCCCCAAACCGUUCAUCACCUGGCAUCAACGAAGUGACCUGCAACCCAGAGAAACCAUUAAACAUAACUUCAAGCAACAUCAAAGUGGAAUCAAAACCAGAGCUUCUGGGUUGCUCAUAUACAGAAGAGACAACAGGCAAUGUGACAACAGAUGCUCCUGCUUUUAGCAUUCUUGAAGCUGCUUUAUUUAAUGAACGCAACCAGCUGCCUGUCUCUACCAGUGUGGUUUCCCAUAACCAAACGCAUAAAUUGAUCAAUUCAACCUCUGCCCUUUCUGAACACAUACUUAGGUCGCGAAUAGAGAAUACAGUGGACGUUAACAAUGCUCUUACUAUCAGUGGCAGGAGGGAGAGUUCACACAGCUGCCACGUGUGCGGAAAGACGUUCGCAAACUCAUCCAGUCUCGGAGCUCACUUUGUGUGCCAUUCGAACGAGAGACCUUUUGCUUGCAAGUGCUGUAACUUUAGGUUCAGUCGUUUAGCUGACCUGAAAAAGCAUGAGCGCAUUCAUACAGGUGAAAGACCAUACAAAUGUUCUCUCUGUGGACGGAAAUUCAACCGAACGGAGAAUCUCAAGAGACACUUAAGGAAGAUUCAUUGUGGUGCAGUGAUAUGACAAAAUUGUGAAUUAGAGGAUAAAAGACAUGCAAAUCACAUUUUUUAAAAUAAUUUUAAAGGGACACUCCACCUUUUUUGAAAAUAUGCUCAUUUUCCAGCUCCCCUAGAGUGAAACAUUUGAUUUUUACCGUUUUGGAAUCCAUUCAGCCGAUCUUCAGGUCUGGCGCUACCACUUUUAGCAUAGCUUAGCAUAAUCCAUUGAAUCUGACCAUUAGCAUUGCGCUAAAAAUAACCAAAGAGUUUCGAUAUUUUUUUUUAAAAACUUGACUCUUCUGUAGUUACAUUGUGUACCAAGACUGACAGAAAAUUAAAAGUGCGAUUUUUUUUGCAGAUAUGGCUAGGAACUAUACUCUCAUUUCAGCAUAAUAAUCAAGAACUUUGCUGAUGUAACAUGGCUGCAGGAGGCGCAUUAAUAUUACGCAGCAGCCGAAAAUAGUCCCCUUUGUAACUUUCAAUGGCAGGGGACUAUUUUCGGGCAGUGCAUAAUAUCACUACACCUGCUGCAGCCAUGUUACAGCAGCACAGUCAUUGAUUAUUACGCUGAAAUGAGAGUAUAGUUCCUAGCCAUAUCUGCCUAGAAAAUUGCAACUUUUAAUUAUCUGUCAGCCGAAGAGCUGGAAAAUGAGUAUAUUUUCAAAAAAAGUGGAGUGUCCCUUUAAGUGUUGACCCUAUGAGUCAAAACAAGAAUACAAAAUGACUGGUUCACAAGCCUUUUAUUCAAAACUUUGCUUUGUUUUUGCAAAUCCUUUACAAACAUAAAGCUGAACUAAACAUCCAAAUGAAAAUUCCAUAUUAAAAAUCUCAUAAGAGUUUGA